Rhea pennata is the source of this 1842-nucleotide messenger RNA. It is a transcript of the gene RHBDL3, whose product is annotated as rhomboid like 3. The coding region runs from base 1 to 1314 and encodes 437 amino acids. Lineage: Eukaryota; Metazoa; Chordata; Aves; Rheiformes; Rheidae. Gene Ontology annotation, cellular component: membrane. The record is from RefSeq and is a predicted model, not a curated record. Gene Ontology annotation, molecular function: serine-type endopeptidase activity; calcium ion binding. The transcript is spliced from 10 exons.
AUGGGAGACAGGCUGCCGGAGCCUCAUGCCAGCUCUUCCCCUGCUGUGGCUGCCAGCUCAGAAGCGGAAGAAAUCGAGGUGCUGGACUCCGAGGAUGUCCUGCCUAUGGCCGCAGAGGAUCACUGGAAAGCUCUAUUUGAUCAGGGAACUAGCUGUUUCUGCAGGCAGGCACUAAAGGAAGAGGAAAGCAGCUGGGAUGAAGCUCAAAUAAAAGUCAGGAAGGAGGCUGAAAUGUUUGAUCCUGACAACACCGGCUACAUCAGCACCGAGAAGUUUCGCUCUCUCCUUCAGAGGCACGGCUCAGAACUGGACCCCCACAAGCUGGAGGUCCUCCUGGCCCUGGCAGACAGCAACUCUGAGGGGAGGAUCUGCUACCAGGACUUUGUGAAUCUGAUGAGCAACAAAAGGUCGAAUAGUUUUCGCCAAGCCAUCCUUCAGGGGAACAGAAGGCUGUGCAGCAAGGCUCUGCUGGAGGAAACAGGGCUGAGCCUAUCCCAGAGGCUGAUCCGGCAUGUUGCAUAUGAGACGCUUCCACGAGAGAUAGACCGGAAGUGGUACUACGACAGCUACACCUGCUGCCCUCCACCCUGGUUCAUGAUUACCGUCACUAUUGUAGAGGUUGUCUUUUUUCUUUACAAUGGAGUGGUAUUAGACAGAUUUGUGCUGCAAGUCACCCAUCCCUUAUACCUGAAGAACUCAUUAGUUUACCAUCCUCAGCUCCGUGCUCAGGCUUGGAGGUACCUAACCUACAUAUUCAUGCAUGCAGGGAUAGAACACCUUGGACUUAAUGUUCUCCUUCAGCUCUUGGUUGGGGUUCCCCUGGAAAUGGUGCAUGGAGCAGCAAGGAUCAGCUUUGUCUACAUUGCUGGAGUUGUGGCAGGAUCCCUUGCAGUGUCAGUAGCUGAUAUGACUGCGCCUGUGGUGGGCUCCUCUGGAGGUGUGUAUGCACUCGUCUCUGCUCACUUGGCCAAUAUAGUCAUGAACUGGUCAGGAAUGAAGUGCCAAUUCAAACUGCUGCGCAUGGCUGUUGCCUUGAUCUGUAUGAGCUUUGAAUUUGGAAGAGCUGUGUGGCUGCGAUUUCACCCCUCUGCCUACCCACCAUGCCCGCACCCCAGCUUCAUGGCUCACCUGGGAGGGGUAGUGGUUGGAAUCACUCUUGGUGUCAUCAUCUUGAGGAACUAUGAGCAGAGACUCCAAGACCAGUCCUUAUGGUGGAUCUUCCUUUCUAUUUAUCUCAUUUUUGUCUUGUUUGCCAUCUUCUGGAAUAUCUUUGCCUACAACCUGUUGGAUCUGAAGCUUCCUCCCCCUCCCUGAAAGCACAGGACAAAAAACUCUGAAGAGUGGAACUCAUUGGCCAGCUAUGUUAAAUAAAUCAACAUGGAGGAUCUAUUUUUAUGUGAAACUUAGGGAGAGUGAUUCUUUUGAACACAAGCAUGUUCUGAAGGAGACACUUAAAGGUUUCACAAGUGAAAGGGGUGAUCAGUUUGAGCAUGAAUUUAGCAGAUACUGUAAUACUGGCUGGCUUUGACCCUGCACUUUUUCUACUGCAGGGGCUCUUGUGGGACAGCUUGUACCUCAGCAUUUAUUGCUUGGUUUGUUAGCACACAUCCAUGUUUUGUAUGGGCUAUUUGCAUUUUCCCUGUCAGUGCUGUACUUGUGGCCAGCUGUUGAGCAAAACUCCUCAAUGUUACUGAACACUAAAUGGAAAAAGAGCAGACAUUUACUAACUGCAUACUCAACUGAUAUUCACAAGGCAGCUUGGGUUUGGUUUCAAUGGAUACAUCUGACUGUUCAGCCAUACCAGUGCCACCGUCUGAUUACUUGAAUGGUUCCUUAAAUAUU